AUGAAAUUUUUAUUCAUAGAAAUAGAAUCCUUGGUAAAAAGUGCCACAAGCUUUGAUCGCUCAAGUCCCACUACGGUUGUUGAUAAAACUUCGCCAUCAUCCCAAAUGACUUUGGUAAAAAGUCGAACUAGUGUUCCACAUCUUCAUUCAUCUGUGAAAGGUAUGAUAACAAUCUUCGUCGUCGUGGUCGUCGUGGUUGUUGUUGCCGCUGUUGCUGUUGUUGUUGAUGUAGUUGUUCUCUAUUAAUGGCUUAGCAUUGUCUCAUGGUAGAUGUUUUCUUUACUUGAAUUCACUUUUGUUUGUUCUCUUUUACAGACACCAGAACAAUUAUUAAUUCAACUACUACUGUAAUCCCUACAACAGUGUACUUCAUCACCACAGGACCAGGUAUUGUAUUAUUGACUAUUUACUGCCUAAAGAACAUUUUGUGGGUGAGUUAGUUAAUCAGGUUCUUUGCCGUUAUGUUGCUUGUCUAAAACCAUGAACAUAGGAAAAUGAGAGUUGAGAAACGAAAGUUCGAGAAAAUUCCCCCCGGUCAAACGAAAACAAGAGUUGCAUGAAAGCUGAUUGGAUAUUGCCGGUAGAGUAGCGAAAAACUCUCAUCAACUCUCAUCAAAAUGUGGACCAGUUUAAAGUUGAUAAGAUUUGAUAAAAGCGCAUGAUCUAUUAUAGUGUUUGUUAAUUCUGUGAACGCGCUGAAAACGUCCUUCAUAUUUUAGGCUCAACGAAAGGUGCAAGUAGUUCCGGGUUGGGUUUGACCAUUGGCUGUGUUAUUGCUGCUGUGUUUGUGGUUAUUGUAGUUGGGCUCGUGGUAGUGCUAUACAAGCGCAAAAAGUCACGUUAUGAAAACGUAAGUCAGACCGUGUCAUGUUUUGUAUUAAAGCCUGCAUACUGUAUAAUUCGCACUAGUGAUUUUGUUCGUAAUUUUCAGUUUCUGAAGCAUGCGAAUAAAUAAACCCACCAGGAGAAGAAAUAUCACUGAAAAAAUUGUUAGUGUGAACCAAGCUUAAAAUUGCCACCACAAACAAACGUUCGAUGAUACAAAGUCAACCCAUAAUUUUCUCCUUCUUUUAGCUUCUGCGCAUUCGUCGUUGAAGAAUGGAAUAGUAUUUAAACUUAUUCCAUCUUUUAAGCUUGCUUUGUUGGUACAGUUACCAGCAACACAAUAAAAAGGCAUAUCUUUUACUAUGAAUAUCGCGAUAAAAAAAUUUGCAUACUAAUGCGCCAACAGAGUAUAAGAAUGAUAGAAUAUAAUAGCGUGGCGCCAACCCACUCACUUGCGUGACGUAGCAAAUAAUGCUCGUUCCAGUUUCCUAGCAGUCUAUUUUGACCACGGGCGCGUGCCAUCGAAUAGCCUAAUGAAAUCGAAAAAUUCUUUCACCAAAAUGCUCCACCUAAUGUAUACUUUCAAUCGACAACAAUCAAUUUUUGUGCAGGGGCACUAUAAUAACUCAAAACUUGGUUUUGCUAAAUUUUACAAGUUCAUUAUACAAGUUCAGACAUGUAUACAUGUCAAGCACUUUCCAAUACUACCAUGUACGGUAGUAAAAGAUCUGUUGUGGCAAAUGUGAAGAAUUAACUAUCCGGCACUUCCUUAUUGCAAAACUGAUUUCUAUAUAGUACGAAUUCUGUUAUUUUCAUGCACUGUUUAUCGACACGCACAACUUCAAUUAUAGAUCUUAUGACUCCAAUUUUUAGCUAUCUGCAAUGUCAAUGGGAAUUGUAAAAUCUGUACCGAAGGAUCGUAACAGUAAGUGUGAGAUAUUUCUUUAUAUACAGGAUGUCCCAAAAAAUGUCCCUACAAUGUUUUGUGGUAUUAUAACAUUUACUUUGAUAGAAAUUUCAGAGUUUUACACUAGAUAACAUAGUUGUUAUUCUAUCGUCUUAAUCCAUAUAUAGGCCUAUAUACAUUUUACUUAUCAAAAGAACCAAAGAACCUAUAAACCAUAAACUCUAAGCGUGCAAAGCAUAAUGGGAGCAAAAUUUAAGCAGUUCAGAAAGCAUAUAUGGAGCCCAUUUUUUGGAGACAUGAUAAACAUUUCCCUGCAAAAACAUUUCACUGACAGCUUCAAUAAUCAACAAUUAAGCUUGAAAUCAGCGCUUCCAUCAUGCUUUGCGCGCUUAGAGUUUAAGGUUUAAGGUUUUAAGGUUUUAGGUUUGCAAAGGACAACCUUUAUUGAAUUAGCUAUAUAUAUAUAUAUAUAUAUAUAUAUAUAUAUAUAUAUAUAUAUAUAUAUAUAUAUAUAUAUAUAUAUAUAUAUAUAUAUAUAUAUAUAUAUAUAUAUUCAUAUGAGAAUUCUGCUGUUUAUCUCACUCCAGCUUUUCCCAAGCGUGCAGGCCUGGUAAAGAAAAUCAUCACCGCUGACGGGGGUGUUAUAGAAAUUGAUGACAUCAUACUUAGGAUAGGUCCCGGAUGUCUGGAUAAGGACACGGAGAUCACAUUGAUAAACUGUUAUACGGAUAUUGCUAACAAGUCACUGGUGGACUUAGAUCUGCUUGAUGCUUCCCAACGAGUUGUUGAAUUCCUUCCAGACGGCUUGAAAUUCUUGAAACCAGCAGAUCUCACAAUCAGAUUUGAAGAGACCGUCUCGGAUUCUGAACUUUUCAUCUUACAUAGUUCUCAUAACCACGACUACCAAAGAACCGCUUGGGAACUGGUAACUAAUGGUAUCGAAGAAAACAAUGUGAAAGGUGUUGUUAACACGAAAAUUAACGGUUUCUGCUUUUAUAGUUUCAUCAUGACGAUGGGAGGAAGGCGGUUUGUACGGAUCUUGAGUCAUCUCAAUCACACAUUUACAUGUCGUGCAUAUGCCCUCUAUCGCAGAUCAUCUACAGUGGGUACUAUAGAUAUUUUGGUCAUCAUAUUGAGUGAGUUUGUUGAUAAGAAUGAUGAAGAAGAUAUUCAACAAUUAAAAGUUCAUCUCGACGAAGGUUACGUUAAAGGAGAUAAAGGAAUGUUGAAGCGUGUCCGCAGAGAUCGUCGACUCGAAAUGAGUUUACAUUUUCCUGGAGUCGAAAACACUCCUUUCUCGUUCACUGUUGAUCAGCCUCAACUGGAUUCUGUAGGUUUCGUUAUCGAUCAUUUUCAGGAAAUUGCAGUAAAGAGUCCGGCAAGUGGAAGAGUGAAGAUAAGCGAAGUAGAUCGAAAUGCCGAAAAUAACUUAUUGUGGAGUUUGAAUGUUUGUGUGAUGGAACAGGGGAAUAAUGUGGAGGAAGCUAGCGUUCAUGGUAAAUUGAAAUUUGCUUCUCUUCAUUCCAAAGGUGGAUUAAUUAAAGAACUGUCUUUCACGGAACCAGACCCUGAAGCAAAAGGUAUUAUAUACAAUGUUAUUUUCCAAGAUAUGUAUUGCAUAACUUCUUGGAAUGUUUUAAGUACAUGUUGCAAAUAAAUAAAACUGCAUCCAUUAUUUUAUACAAAUUGUUAUACAGUAUCAAGGUAUACGUUUACACACAACGAUUUAUUGUUCAACUAGGCAAUCAGAAAGUGGAAAAACUCAUUUAGUAUGCAAAAUUUAUACUAAGCCGGAAGAAUUAUCAAGGCAUAAGUUUGUGUUAUUUGCCAAAGAUAACUUUUCACUCAAGCUGAAAGAUCCUACAACAUUACAAAAUAUCGUCAAUUUGCCGUAAUUUAAUGAAAUGAAAUUUUUCAUUUUUAAGCAGGGUAAACACUGACCGCAGUCAUGCUUUCCUAAAAAAUCGAUAUGUCGCACAUGGACGGAUAGAUAAGGAUAGAUCAACAUCCAUAUAUAUCUGUCUACCUAGUUUUACCUAAACAUAUCUAGAUUUACCUGAACAUAUAACGGCAAAAUGUUUAUGUAUUUGUUUUCUAUAACAAAAUUAAGCAAAUUAAAGGAUUAGUGACACACCGUGGUACUGCGGGCUUAACUUCCUGCUGGCGGGCCAUUUUAAGGGCCAGCGCCGAGUAGAUCGACAAAUCUGGAAAAGUUGGGUUUUUUAUCCGUCGUAUAUUUAAAUCAUAGUUUGAGAACCCUUGCUUCUUUUAUCUGAUUCUUAUUGGAAAUGUACAAAACAAUGCAUUAAUGUAAAAUCAAUUUAGGGAAGACAACAGUAACAAAAGCCCGCGAUUCUUAGUUUUUCUUACUGCGCUAAACUUGAGGGAAAUUGAAAAAGUCGAAAUCUAUUUGACAAAUAUCACGCGUACUUGAUUUUAACAAUUAUUCGCCGAAGGCGAGGUGAUUAUUGGUGAAUAAAAACCGAGACGAAGUGAAUUUAUUCACGAUAAUCACCGAGCCUGAGGUGAAUAAUUGUUUUAGUAUAAUUUCAUAGGUGAUUAUUUGGGGGAAAAUAAAAAAUACAUUUCUUCGUCAUUUAAUUGACAAAACGGCUUUGGUCGCCAUUUCGAAAAUCGCUUAGGUGAUUAUCGCGUUAUAAUGAUCACAUCAACGACAACCAAUCAGCGUGAAAAAUGUUCAAUAAUCACCUAUGUAAUUACACUAAACAUAAAUAAGCAGCGCUAUUUGGCUAAUUUAGUCGGCACACACUUAACUGUGAAAAAAUUCACAUAUUAGCAGCAUUGAUAUCGCCAGAACUCCGAGGUACAUUUGACGUCUUAUAUCGAGAAUAUAAGUGACGUAAUAAAUCCCGCAAAUUCUUUAUUAAGCCCUCCCCUUCCCCAGAGGAUUUAUUUAUUUCGGAAUAUGGACAAGUUUCGGUUUUCCACCCUACCCCAAUGUUUUCCGGUAAAAAAUAGGCCCCCUCUUAAAAAUUUUACAGGGGGCCUCACGAGGUUCCGUUACGCCACUGGCUAGAAAUAGAGCUUAUUCAUCAAUGUGUUUCACAUAGUUUUAUUCACACGUUUUAUUCAUCAAUGUGUUUCAAAUAGAGCUUAUUCAUCAGACAUGUGUUUCUUGGAUAUGAACGAGGAAGGGCUUAUAGAGAGGACCGUUUGUUCUUUGUUUUUCCCUCUCAAUACAGGAAUAUAGUUAAUUUGAAAGGGAGUUUGAUUUGCGCUAUGUAAAAUAUGUAUUUAUAAUAAUUAAAUUAAAGUGCUUUUACAAUGAUAUUACAUAUGCACCACAGUAAUUAAGGUUUUUCCCAUUUCUAGUUGUGUAUCGGACCACAAAACUCACAAAUGGAGAAAUACGUCGGAUGAGUCGUCGCAUUGGAGUUGACUGGGACAGUCUAGCAGGGUUGUUGGAUAUUCCGUAUUCUAAACGAGAGGAAAUCAGAGUAAAUCACCAGAAAUUCCCAGAUUAUUGUUCAAAAGCCGAACAAAUUUUCGAGCUUUUUAAUUACAGCAAGUUUUUCGAUCGUUAUUACCUGGAAAAAUGUUUCGAAGAAUUGGGACGACAUGAUUUGAAAAAUGAAAUGCUCCCUGUGGAAAACGAGGUAUUUAACCUAGCAAAUACACUAUCCAGUUCCAGGGUUUAUUUUAAGAAAAAUUUAGAACUGCACAUAUUAGGGAUGUUACGAAGCAUCACGGGUUUGGCUGGGGGGGUCAAAGGGUGUUUGACUGGGGGAUUAAAGGAUUUUAAUAUCUAUAUUUAACGUUGUAAAUUUAUAGUUAACAUUGUAAAUUAUGAUAGACUCUUAAUUUGUAUAUACGUGGCAGAAUAAAGGUGUGGUUGGGUGGGGCCAGACAAACUCGAUUUUCGGUGGGGGAGCUACAGGUGAGAGGUUUCCCCCCAAAUUUUGAAUUUAGAAGCUCGUAAGUUCUGGCCAAGAUUUGUUUCACCCAACCACCCACCCACAAAACCUGUUUCAAAACAUGUAACUGGGAAUCAUGAAUACUCAAUAUAUAUAUAAUAACCUUAGGCAACAAAGAAUAUUAGGUUCUCCCACUCUAAUCUCUUUUGGAUAGCUUCGCUCGUCCCAAUUUCACAUCUUGUUCCAAUACCCCAGCACGUAUGAGAUUUGUGAGGAAAAUAAGAGGGUCUGGUGGUCCUCUCCGAGAAAACAUUUAGAUUUUUGAUGCUCAAUGACAGCAUUUCUGGCAUUUGGAGCAUCCACAAGGAAAUCGAGUAAAUGGGAAGACUGUUUUGAAGGUUAUAUUUUCGUUAAUUUAGCGACUGCACAUUUGAGUUUUAAGAACUGCACAAAUGGUUUUAGAACUGCACAUUUUGUGUAGAACGGCACGUUAAAAUAAACCCUGUCCAGUUCUAUUUUUGAUAUCAGUGGGCCUAGCAAAUACACAGUUUAUUUUUAUUAUUCAUCUAAGUUAUAUUUACAAAAUGUUUUAUUUUCUCUAACGUUUCGGUUUCCUCUACGGAAACCAUUGUUUUGACGUGACGAUUUAUUACGAGUGUUUAUCUUGCGUCAGCUGCAUGAUUGUGUGGUUGUUUUCGCGUGCUUUGAGAUUCUGCUCGCGCUCGUUUAUUUCUAAUUAACUAAAGUAUGGCCUGGCAUAUCGUGGCGAAUAUUAAUACUGAUCUUUUCGCUCUUCGUAUUCCAGCUUUCUAAACAACCUCGCAAGCCAGGCUCUCUACUUCCCCUUCCCUCCCAAACACUCUCUGCUGAAGCGUUGCGAAGUUGCUUUCUAAAAACAUUUUCUGGUUGAAAUUUGAUGUCAAUUCCAAGCAGCUCCUUCCAAGUCCAUUUGGUGUUUGGUGGUCAUAUGGUAAACUGCUAUUCUGUUACUCCUAUCUUUGUUUGCCAAACAGCGUUUAUGUUCUUUAAUUCUGCAUUCUUGUGUUCUUCCAAAAUAGCUAUAGCAGGACAUACAGCGCACGUUAUUCUGUAGACUGCUUUUGUGUUGGAUCUUUAACUUUAGUUAGCAUGUCCCGUAAAGUUGUUGAAGGUUUAUGCGCCACCGAGAUGUUAUAAAGUCUUAAAAUUAUCUUAAUUCUUUCUGACGUGCCUUUGUCGUACGGAACAGUGGCAAUAACUGGAUAUCUCUUUUGUUGGUCUGCAGGAUCGUUCGAUUAUGUUGCGCACAAAUGAUUUAGGAUGUUGUUUAUAUCAAAAACUUCAUUUAAAUGCUGUAAUUCAGCUUCAAAAACUCAUUAAUAAUUCAUGAAGUAAUUAUCCAAUCUUGAGUAAGAAAUUAGUCACGUGCAUACGUCUUUAUACCAGCUAAAGAACACUUUAACAAAAGACCAUUGUUAUGCAAACUAUAUAAAGAUUUUUAUAUAAAGAUUUUUAUAUAAAGAUUUGACUUAUUAUGCAUACGUUUUUGAAGUCAUUUAAAAAACUCGCGGGUCGUGUUUUAUUAGGUCUAAAGCCACUCGCGCUGCGCGCUCGUGGCUUUAAACCUAAUAAAACACUCCUGCUCAUUUUUUAAAUAGUACUUCAAGAUCUAACUCUGUGUGCUCUCUUAACCAAAGUUGUUAUCGCAGAUGAUUUGUGUGAGGCUAGAUGGCAUAUAUGACGAGUCAUCUAACAAACGGUCAGUACUGGUAGCCUUCCUAUACACGCUCGUUUGAAGGGUGUUGCCAGUUCUAGUUAUUAACCAGUCCAGGAAUGCUGUCUUUGCAGGCUCAAUCGUAAACUGUUUAAACUGUACACUCGGGUCAGUUUUACUGAUUUUUUUACGGUUUGCCUGUAAAGGUUGUCUUCUUUUUCUGGAUGAAACGUGUCACAGAUUCAACUAUGUUUCACUUACAUCUUAAUCCACGUUUUAGAGCAUUUUUAAAUUAUCUUAAUAGUUCUGGUGAGAAAAUUAUGUGCAUAUUGAUCCUGAACGGGAAUUUCCACUCAAAAUUUUUUGUCCUAUUGCACGAUUUCAAACCAGAUGGGUUUUUGUUGUUAAUGGUAACCAAACAAAUACAGAUUUUUUUCUCUAAAUAAAAUGACGAAGUAGAAACUCCACCAUCGCAAUCUGUACAUCGUUGCCACCAAAUUCACAACUUUAGAUAACUCACAUGCCUAGCGAGUAUUGUUCUAAUUCAGAAAAUCAUAUAGCAUAGAAUAAAGGUAACUAACGUUACAAUUAUGUCUAAGAGUUAUUCACUCACGUAAAUAAUUCUAAAGCUAAAGCUUAGUUACAUUUGUUUCAUUCCUUGCUUUUGUAAAGUCGGACAAUACUAACUAGGCUUGUGAGUUAUCUGAAGUUGUGAAUGUGUAGAAACAAACGUUAUCCAAAUUUGUCUAUGGUAUUGUGAUUGACUAGUCUUUUUAAUCCUGUAUGCAUACAUUAGGUUAAUAAUAAUAAUAAUAAUAAUAAUAUUUAAUAUUUAUAUUGCGCAAAUUAACAUGUUAUAGUAUAUGAUCAAAUGCGCAUCACAAAACAUAAUUACACUAAAAUUAUUCUAUGCUGAAUGGUUACUAACUAAAAAUAUAAAGAAGAUUAUAUAGAUUAUAUGUUACAUGAAGUAUUUACAUUAAAGGCUUCUUCAAAAUAUAAUAAGUCUUAACUAAUUUCUUGAAAAUACUAAAGUUGGGCGGAUUUCUAAUAUACAUAGGUAAUUCAUUCCAGAUUUUUGGAGCGGAGGUUACAAAUGCUCUGUCACCGAGUGUUUUCUUUGUUUUUGUACUGUAGUCUUCAAAAGAAAAUGAAAUAUUGUUCUCCUUUAAACAGACAAGAACUAAUCAUAAUGAAGCGGAAACACAACCCGAAGUGAAUGCAAACGAGUACGUCGAGUUACGAAACACACCUCUAUCCUCUCGUGAAAUGUACAGGCUUAGCCGAUGCAUAACAUUUGACUGGGACAGCCUUGCUGGUCUGAUGGAUAUAGGCAGAGAAGAGAGGAAUAGCAUUCGGCAAAGCACUCUGUACCAUGAUCACCACGCCCGCGCUGAGAAAAUCUUAUCGAUGUUCAACCACAAGAAAGGCUUUACUCGUGAGAAGCUGAGAGACUACUUAAUAGGAAUUCAAAAGCAUGACUUGAUCCACCCAGUUGUCACUGGGCAAUGGAGAAGAAUUGAUACCCAAAAUCGCAGUAAGUGUAAGAUAUUCUUCUAUACAUUGGUAAUGCUACGUGUUAGUCGAAUCACAUUUAAAUCAUGUUAAACAAUAGGCUUAUGUACGUCAUAUAUUCCUUACCGUCUGAUUCAAUAAUGAUAAAAAAACACAACGACUCCCUUUUCGAAAUGCCAACCUCGUUCAAGGGAAAUAUCCUGAGAACUAGAUUGUUCAAAUGCAUGUAAGCUCUCUUUUCUGCGGCAAAGUUAUUAAGUUGAUUAUUUGCUACAAUUUACCCGUUUCUAUUAUACGUACUCAGUAUCACAAUCAUUUAGACUUGCUCCAAGUCGACCACCAGUAUAAAUGUAAUUGAGCGACGAAAUCGCGAGCAAACUCUGGCGAGCACAAGCGGUUCCGCAAAUUCCUUACUCUUCCGCAAACUACUUCCACCAAAAUUCGUUCGUUUUUGUGCAUUAAUUAUUGUGCAUGAAUUUCAGUAGUGCAUGUGCAAGCCUGGGCUUUUAGCUCCUGGUGAUGUGCUUAAUAAACAGUUUUGAAGGCGCGCAUGCAGAACCUGUUAUGACAUAAAACACAAAACAAUAAACACUCUUCAGGAGAAGAUGACUUAAACGAAUAGUCGAAACGUAAAGAAUGAAAAUGUUUGCAAUUUUUGGAGUGUCUAUUGUUUUGUGUUUUAUUAAAAUACUCAAUGGCAACAGCAAUUUCUGUUAUGACAUGUUAAUCAAUAAUUAUAUUAUAUAUGUUAUGGUUAAUUAUUUAAUUAAACCAUUACAGGCAAUACAGCAAUAUACCAUACGAUACGUUUCCACAAACUCAGGAAAAAGGCAUAGAGAAAUCACUUUGCCGACUUUCCAAACUGCUCUUAUUUUUUGUUAACGUUUAUUUAACUAACCCACAUAAAGGCAUUUAGAAAGAACACUGAUUACCAGUCAAUUAUUUAUAAUAUACCUUAAUGAAAUCACUGUUAUUAUUAUAAUAUAUAUUCUUAUGAGAAUUCUGCUGUUUAUCUCACUCCAGCUAUUUCAAAGCGUCCAGGCCUGGUAAAGAAAAUCAUCACCGCUGACGGAGGUGUUAUUGAUAUUGAUGACAUCAUACUUGAGAUAGGUCCCGGAUGUCUGACUAAAGACACGGAAAUAACAUUGAGAAAUAGUCACACGGAUAUUGCCGACAAAUCACUGCUCGACUUGGGUCUGAUCGAUGCUGCCCCACGUGUUGUUGAAUUCCUCCCAGAUGGCUUGAAAUUCUUGAAACCAGCAGAUCUCACAGUCAGAUUUCAAAACACUGUCUCCAAUACUGAAAUUUUCAUCCUACAUUGCUCUUACAACCUUAAAUACCAGAGGACCGUUUGGGAACUGGGAACUACUGGUAUUGAAGAACGCAAUGUGAAAGGGGUUGUUAACACAAAAAUUAACGGUUUCUCUUUUUACAUGUUUGUUUUGGCGACGCGCGGAAUGUUAGCUCGGAUCUUGAGUCAUCUCAAUCAAUCAUUUAUAUGUCGUGCCUAUGCCCUCUAUCGCAGAUCAUCUACAGUGGGUGCUAUAGAUAUUUCGGUCGUUAUAUUGAGUGAAUUUGUUGAUGAGAGUAAAGACGAAGAUAUUAAACAAUUAAAAGAUCAUCUCGACCUAGGUUACGUUAAAGGAGAAAAGGGACUGUUAAAGCGUGUCUGCACAGACCGUCGUCUUGAAAUGAGUUUACAUUUUCCUGGAGUUAAAAACACUCCUUUUUCGUUCAUUGUUGAUCAGUCUCAACUGGACUCUGUGGGUUUUGUUAUCGAUCAUUUUCACGAAAUUGCAGUCAAGAGUCCAGUAAGUGGAAAAGUGAAGAUAAGCGAAGUAGAUCGAAAUAUCGAAAAUGAAUCAUUGUGGAGAAUAAAUAUUUGUGAAAUCGAAGAGGAGAUUAGAGUUGAGGUAGCUGAAGGUAAGUUAAAAUUUACCAGACUUGCUUCGAAAAGUAUCAGACAUCGUGUAUUUUUUACUUAUUAUACGGUUAUCAAAAACUUGGCAAAUACGGUUAUCGCGGUGACCCAUAUUAUAUAGGUAAGAUAUUCUCGCAAGAUGCAAAUCGCUGCUCUGUCUUGAUGUGGUUAAAAUACUUGUCAGUAGAGUUGCGGUAGCUAGCCAGUUGUGACCCCAAUUUUCUCCUAGAUGAAGUCUUUGGGACAUUAGGAAUGGGAAUAUUCCAUGUCGAGUUGUUUUAGAAGUUAACUUUGCCAUUGAGUUCGUAAAAUACGCGUCAAACACUGCAUACUUUUCGAAACAUGAUUAACUGGGAAAAAUUUCUCAGUCUUCAUUUUCAGACUUUAUCUUAUUUACUUUUACUUUGAUAAGUAGAAAUUCGAAGUUCUUAAACCGCUCAGAGUUGGUCAGAUUCCUGAUUGGUCAGUCAAGGAUCGAGUCGUUCAGAUCUCUGACCUAGGAAGUUGUCGAGUCGGGCGCCCCAGUAAGCCUUGAGUGAUAGUCAGAUCCUUGACAUGAUUAUCAGAUCUGUGCCUAUCACUCAAGCUGAAAUAUCUUACAACGUUAAAACAUUCUUAGUUAGUCUUAUCUUAAAUAGAAAAAUUUUCAUUUUGCAAGAAGGACAAAUCCCUUUUCACACCUUUGGCAAUAUCUAAAGAUCGGGUGCAAUAUAGUGGAGAAUCUAGCCACAGCAACAGGUCAUGCUAUGCAAAUUUUUAAUGAUUUGCAUUAUUCAAGCAUUAAUUAAGAAAUGUAUUGUCUUUAAAGUAGAAGUCAAGUCCGUUCUGUACAUCGGUUCUGCUGAUAACAAUGUGAGGACCUCUAAUGUGAAAAUUGCCCAAAUUUUGAAUGUUAAAAAGAACAUAAACUCUAUUUCAUAUUCAUUUAGAAGCAUGGCGAACCAAAAUAGUGUUAGAUAUUCAGACAGUAUAUAUUUAAAAAAAUGCAGCAGUUCAAAAAUGUAAACAAACCGUUUGUUUACAUUACGGAGUUGACUUCCACUUUAACCUACUUAUUUAUUUAUUUAACUUAUUUAGAUGCCGGUUUAUUAGCAUAGCAUGACCAGUUGCUAUAUGGCUAUAGCUUCACCACUGGUUGCAGUACAUGGCAAAUACGGUCAAAGAGCUGAAACACAUCAAUAUCUUUACUAUAGAGAGUCUUUCAAAUUUAACUUAUUGCAUUGUAUUAUUGUAUUUUUUCUAUGUUAUUGUAGUAUACUAUAUUGAUUUAUACGGCCGCAGUGCUAACAUAUUUCUUAUUUUUAUUUCAGUACAAGACACGGCGCCACACCCUCAACCAGAAGGUACAUUGCCAAUUGGACGUCUUACCUCGGGAUAUAUAUGAUAUAAUGAGAAUUCAUGCACGGCAAAAUUUAAAUUUCUCAAAUUCUAUAGAUCCUCCAUUAAACCUUCUCUCCGCGUGACUUAAUUAUUUCAGCCAUAUAUACUGUAGGUGGCUUAAAAAGAGGGGGGGGUUGUUAAUUUGUCCACUCUCGAAAUUUGUUUGAAAGCUAGGGAACUUGAUAAAAAGAUUUACGCUAAUUAUGAUAAUAUUGCACAUGCACCAUAUAAUAAAUAACCUUUCUUUCCCAUUUCUAGUUGUCCAUCGGAUCACCAAACUCACAAAUGGAGAAAUAACUCAAAUGAGCGGCAAGAUUGGACUUGAUUGGGACAGCUUAGCAGGGCUCCUGGAUAUUCCGUAUUCUGAUCGAGAGGAAAUCAGAGUCGACUACGGGAAUCAUCUGAGCAUUUCAUCGAAAUCUAAAAAAGUUUUCGAACUUUUUAAUGACAGCACGUUUUUCGAUCGUCAUAUUCUUGUAAAAUACUUCAAGGAACUGGGUCGGCACAAUUUGGAAAAAGAAAUGCUUCCUGUCGAAGACCUGCAGGUAUUUCAUAAUCGAGAGUUUACUUUUACCCGUCAAUUUAUCCCGUCUCUCCUAUUAUAACUAUGACAUAAAUGUUCUUCGUUAAUUAAAAACAACUACAAUGUCUGUGUACUCUCUUUCUUCAAUUUCGUUUUCUAUAAGUGUAUAUACCAAAAAAUAAAUUUUGCUUUUACUUAGAAAUUGUAAAGCUGUGAAAUAUCUUGCCUUGUUAAUUGUUUAUAUAAUUUUCAUUUUAUUUAAUAAAAAGAGUGCAUGUUACCAUGUGACUUCAGUUUCCCUGAAUAAGUUGUUUUCUUUUUCUGGAUGGAACGUUUCAUACUCCUUGCUUUUACAGCAUUUUAAGAUUAUCUUAUGAUUUCUGGUGAGGAAAUAAUGUGCAUGUUGAUCCCGAACGGGAAUUUCCAAUUUCCAAUCAGAUGUGAUUUAGCUGUUAUUUGUAACCAACCAAUGAAAUAUUAUUUUUCUCUAAACAGAACGGAAGUGAAGAAGUAGAAACACCACCAAAGCUACCUGAAGAAGAUUUACUACACACACCACUCUCACCACGUGAGAUAUCCAGACUUGGCCGACGCAUUGUAGGUGAGUGGGACCGCCUCGCUGGUCUUAUGGAUAUACCCAUAGCAGAAAGAGAUGAUAUUCGAUAUAGCCUCAUAUACAAUGAUAAUCGUUCUCGAGCCGAGAAAAUUUUAACCAUUUUCAACAACAAGGAAGGCUUCUCACGUAAUAAGCUUGCUCGCUGCUUAGACGAAAUCCAACAGAUAGACUUGAUCAAACCAGUUAUCACAGGGGAGUGGAGAAACGUAUGA
Molecule: messenger RNA, 13467 nt
Organism: Paramuricea clavata
Lineage: Eukaryota; Metazoa; Cnidaria; Anthozoa; Malacalcyonacea; Plexauridae
Source: the annotation of a GenBank genome assembly